AUGAUAAAGAAUGUAUCAAUGGUGUCUGGCCAACCGAGUGCAGGAGAUGCUAUGAGUAAUGGCAACAACUACAAUCUUUCAUUUCCAGCUUUGCCAGUUUUGAAGACUUCGGAGACAAUAGGGACUGCACAAUUUAAAAAACGGAGUAAUUUUAAAUCUUCAACGAUGAACGAAAUAAUUACUAUACCUGCCCAAGACAGACAUUGGGACAGGAAAAGUCAAUUGGAGCAUGAAAAAUGUAAGGAAGCAUAUAUGAAAAUUGGGAAAGAGUGUAAUGUAGGAAUAGAGAUUUGUGUUUCAAAAACCAUGGAUCUGACUUUACAAAUCAGCGGCAAUAGAGUUAAUGUUGAACGAGCAAAACAAAAAAUUAUCACAUUCGAACAAACUCAAAUUAAAACUACUACUACACCGUUUCCAAAAGAACAUCGAAGUACGUUAUUGGGCAAACAAGGACUGAAUCUUAAGAAUAUUGAAAAACGUACAGGAGCACGUCUUCAAAUACCGUGUAUGAAAAAUUCGGCUGACAUAAUUUAUAUAACUGGAACAAAGGAUUCCACGAAAAAAGUAGUUAAAAAAAAAGCAAAUACUGAUUCAAUGAAAAAAUCAACAGUGGUUGAAAAAGUGUACCAUUAA
Molecule: messenger RNA, 633 nt
Organism: Sipha flava (yellow sugarcane aphid)
Lineage: Eukaryota; Metazoa; Arthropoda; Insecta; Hemiptera; Aphididae
Product: vigilin-like
Exons: 4
Coding region: 1-633 (210 amino acids)
Molecular function (GO): RNA binding
Source: RefSeq, a predicted model, not a curated record